AUGGAUCUGCAGAUCCUGGAGCAUCGCGUGCGGGUGCUGAGCCUCGCCCGCCGCGGCCUCUGGCUCUACACGCACCCGCUCCUCAAGCUGCUGCUCCUGCCCCGCCGCAGCAGGUGCAAGUUCUUCAGCUUGACAGAGACUCCCGAGGACUACACCAUUAUGCUGGAUGAAGAAGGCUUUAAAGAGUUGCCCCCGUCAGAGUUCAUGCAGGUGGUGGAUUCCACCUGGCUGGUGCUCAACGUCUUGUCCAACGGCAGGUCCUCCACCAGCUCCCAGGCCAUAGGAGUGACGAAGAUUGCCAAGUCCGUCAUCGCGCCACUGGCUGAGCACAACGUCUCGGUGCUGAUGCUGUCUACCUACCAAACGGACUUCAUCCUGGUGCGGGAGAAGGACCUGCCUGUGGUGAUCCACACGCUGGCCGGCGAGUUUGAUAUCUACAAGGAGGUGAAGGGAGAGUCCAUUCCUGUUAACUGUGAUGACAUGAGCAACGGCUUCUUGAAACCCAAGCAUGCUGCGAGCCCUACCGUGCACCCUGUGCAGAGUCCCCAGAACAGGUUCUGCAUCCUGACCGUGGCUCCUGACACCCUGCCGGCCAUUGCGACCAUGCUCAUAGAUGUCCUGUUCUAUUCACACAGCCCUCCAAAGGAAGCUGCCCCAGGCAGUCAGGAUCUCGACUCCAUCAGGUUCUUUGCUUUCUCAUUGAUCGAGGGCUAUAUCUCCAUCGUCAUGGAUGCGGAGACCCAGAAGAAGUUCCCCAGUGACCUGCUGCUGACCAGCUCCUCUGGGGAGCUCUGGCGGAUGGUGAGAAUUGGCGGGCAGCCACUGGGCUUCGAUGAGUGUGGGAUAGUGGCUCAGAUCGCCGAGCCUCUGGCCGAUGCAGACAUAUCGGCGUAUUACAUCAGCACCUUUAACUUCGACCAUGCCCUGGUCCCAGAGGAAGGCAUUGACAGCAUCAUCGAGCUGCUCCAGAAGCGCCAGGAGAGCAGUAGAUAGCUGGCAUGGCAG
Molecule: messenger RNA, 1005 nt
Organism: Emys orbicularis (European pond turtle)
Lineage: Eukaryota; Metazoa; Chordata; Testudines; Emydidae
Gene: CASTOR1
Product: cytosolic arginine sensor for mTORC1 subunit 1
Exons: 9
Coding region: 1-993 (330 amino acids)
Biological process (GO): negative regulation of TORC1 signaling
Molecular function (GO): arginine binding
Source: RefSeq, a predicted model, not a curated record